Molecule: messenger RNA, 726 nt
Organism: Aureobasidium pullulans EXF-150
Lineage: Eukaryota; Fungi; Ascomycota; Dothideomycetes; Dothideales; Saccotheciaceae
Exons: 2
Source: RefSeq, a predicted model, not a curated record
GCGUCCUCAUCAUUACCUCAGCAGCCCUUUCCAUACCUCGACGACACCUGCAUCCUAUGGUGCACCCCCUCCGACACCGCAAACAUCAAACAAUGGCUGGCAAACCAAGAUGCACUCUUCUUCGGCUCCUUCCUCAACGAGUGUGCCAAAACCAUCGACCUCUCGGGCGAUCAUUGGAGAAGCAAGGACGCCGGCGGUCUGACCAGAGAGCAAUCUGCCGUUUACAAGUGCCUGCGCGCAAGACCCAUCAAUGUUGAGGCACUGGUUGCCAUCAUGCAGUCGUAUGCCGAGGGCAAGUUUCGCCGUGGUGUCACAAAGAAGGGAGUCGUGGACUUGAGCAACGGUGAUGUUGACGAACAAACCUACAACGCAGCCCAACUCACCCUCUACAACAAAGUCUUCACCGUCGGCGAACGCGAGAACCACCGUAAACAACGCGAACUCGAUGCCGGUCUCACUCCCCUCCAACGUCCUCACCCUGGCUUGGAAAAGGUGCGCCGUAAGCGUCAGGCAUGCACCGAGCGCAGAAAGAAGAGAAAGUUCGGAGACAAGAGUGGAGAAGGAGAAGACGGUGACGGUGAUGGCGAAGAGGAAGAAUCUCUGAACACAAUGAGAAAGAUGAAGAAGGGAUUGCCCACCUACACAUUCGCGGAUGAGGAGACAAAGAUAGAAGGAAAGAGUCAUGGAAAGCUCGUUGUCACUGGAAAGGGCAAGGGGAAAAUGGAG